Messenger RNA from Doryrhamphus excisus (bluestripe pipefish), 1826 nucleotides. RefSeq names its product homeobox A10b (gene hoxa10b). Gene Ontology annotation, molecular function: DNA-binding transcription factor activity, RNA polymerase II-specific; RNA polymerase II cis-regulatory region sequence-specific DNA binding. The record is from RefSeq and is a predicted model, not a curated record. NCBI's taxonomy places the organism in Eukaryota, Metazoa, Chordata, Actinopteri, Syngnathiformes, Syngnathidae. Gene Ontology annotation, biological process: regulation of transcription by RNA polymerase II. Gene Ontology annotation, cellular component: nucleus.
AGCUGUUGCGCCAUAUCGGAGCAUUCGGGCUGCAGAGUCAGCACGCAAAACUCGCAGGAAUAUUCCGGAUUGUGUGUAUAUAAGUGUAUUUGGUGUGUGUUUGGUGUGUGUGUGUGUGUGUGUGUUAUGGUGCAAUGUAGGCCUGCAGCUUUUUCCCCCCACUGGAGGGCGCUAAACCGAUCAAUGUCAUUGCCGUGAAUCCCGUGGAAGAAGUUGUCUUUCAGAUUUUAAAGAUGUGACUCCACUGCACGAUUUCAGCCUUCAAGGUGCGAACCUUCUCUCCUUGCACUUUUUCCUCGACUUAACCUAAAAGAAAAUAUACGACGGUUGGAGCAGCGGGCUGGACCGGGCUGGGAGGAGCCUGCAGCCCGCCUGCUGUUUUAAUUGGCUGCGGGGCUGCACGGAGAAGCGUGAGUAUCGGUUAAUUAUUCCGCAAUGUUUUGCACAAGAAAUGUCGGCCAGAAAGGGCGAUCUUCAGCCGUCGUCCGAUUUUAGCACAGCCAUGACAUGCCCCAACAACCAGGCUGCGAAUUCGUUUUUUGUGGACUCCCUAAUAAACGUGAGGGGCGACGGGGGGGCUUACUACCACAGCAACGGGGUGUAUCUACCACCGGAAUACUCCUACGGACUCCCUGCCGGAUCGUCCUGUUUCCCGGGAAUCGGCAAGCGCACAGAGGGGACUUCUCAGAGUGGCAUGCCGCCUUCCGCGCCCUACGCUCCGGGGAUGGAGACCUGGCUGGAGGCGUCUCGGUCCUGCAGAGUGGAGCAGCCGAGCGGCCAACACAUGACCCAGCAGUGCUCCUUCUCCGCCGCCAUCAAAGAAGAGAACGCUUAUUGCCUUUACGAGGCGGAUAAAUGCCCCAAAGGAGCCACAGUGGAGGACAUCUCCUUCUCCGGUGUGUCUUGCCCAGUCACAGGCGGCGGCACCGUACCGGUUCCGGGCUACUUCCGCCUCUCCCAGACGUACACAUCCUCCAGGCUUUACCACCACGACAUCCAGCCGAGCGUGAACAGCUUCCCGCAGCAGAGACCACCUCGUGCGGAUACGCAGCCCUCUCUCACCGCUCCUGCACCUUCCAGCGUAGCGGAGCCGGGACUCCGGGAGAGCAGAAACGAAGCUCCCGCGUCUGAGCCCUGCAUCCCGGCCAGAGACGAGGACAGCCGGCUCUCAUCCGAAGGCUCCUCCUCAUCCUCUCCGGAGCUUGUGGAGGCAUGCCGUGUGGAGUCUGCGGAAAAGCCCAUAAAAGAAGACGUCAAAACUGAGAGUCCGGCUAACUGGUUGACUGCCAAAAGCGGCAGGAAGAAACGCUGCCCUUACACCAAGCACCAGACUCUGGAGCUGGAGAAGGAGUUCCUAUUCAACAUGUACUUGACAAGGGAGCGUCGCUUGGAGAUCAGCCGCAGUGUGCACCUCACCGACAGGCAAGUGAAAAUCUGGUUCCAGAACAGGAGGAUGAAACUGAAAAAAAUGAGCCGGGAAAACCGGAUCCGGGAGCUCUCCGGCAGCUACGGUUUCUCCUGAGACUUUUUUUGACCAAUUUCCAUCCCACGACUCGCCCUUAUACGGUACAAACUGUCACCACCAACAGGACCCUAUACUGCUAACUUAUUCUUAAAUGUUGAUUUAUUUUCAGCUUUUAUUCGUCGUGGAAAAUGUGUAUUUAUAAAGUGCAAUUUGUAGCCAUUUUGGUUGGAAAAUGUACACCAUGUGACUACACUUAUAGUGAAAACCGUUACUAUAUGUGCAUGCAUGUUACCCUGAGGUGUUACAUUUACAUUUACAUAGUCCCAGAUUUCAUGAAUAUUUGCACACUUUUGCUGGUCAA